This is a messenger RNA of Saccostrea cuccullata (small rock oyster), 4364 nucleotides long. Its product is annotated as XK-related protein 6-like. Gene Ontology annotation, cellular component: membrane. Bases 85 to 1659 code for a protein of 524 amino acids. The record is from RefSeq and is a predicted model, not a curated record. Lineage: Eukaryota; Metazoa; Mollusca; Bivalvia; Ostreida; Ostreidae. The transcript is spliced from 3 exons.
CUGACUCGAAAUGCAAAGUUGAGACUGCACUGAUAGCCAAUAUGAUUACGUAGUAUUUGAUUGUGGCCUUGACUAAGUAUCAAAAUGAAUUCCGGUGAUAGAGUGACAACGCAUACGGCAAUUCCUUUGUUUAAAAAUGGAAAAGUGCCUUAUACACGUCGAGUGUACUACGCAGAGAAACAAAAAUCAUUGAAAGGGAUUGAUAAUGAUUCUUUGAAUGAGUCCGAUAUCAAAUUGCAAACUCUGAUCACACCCAAAACUCCCAAGGACAUUGGUGAAAAUGGAGAUCUUGGUGAAUCUCAACCUGAUUGCUCCAUACAAUUUAAAGGGGACAAAAAGAAAGGAAGAAUUUUGAAAUUUAUAAAAUAUCCCUUUCAAUACUAUGACAUUAUUUUUGCUGUGUUUUCAAUUAUAUUAUUUUUCUAUGAUGUUGUAUCAGAUAUUUUACUGGCAGCACACUACUAUACCCUUGAUCGAUGGGUUGCAUUUGGUUUUACAACUGGAUUUAUUGUAAUACCAGCUUUUAUUUCUAAUGGACAAAGUGCUCGGUGGUAUCUUGUUGAUUAUGAACAGGAGCAAAAGAAACUUGCAAAGAAACCCAAAACUAAAGUAACUCCUAUAUGGAUCUGGUUUCUCAGAAUUUUCUUCACUUUUCCGUUAAUGGUUGGACCAGUUGUAAGACACUCUGAGUUCAUUUACCAUGGCAUUAUGAGCAAGAAAGGCAGUGAGACGGAGGAAAAGGACAGAAAAAAGAAAUGGCACCAUUAUAAACAAAUGCUUUAUGAGGAUACUGAUGCUGGCUUGGUUCGCAUGUUUGAAUGUUUUUUGGAGGCAGCACCGCAGCUUGUUCUUCAGCUUUUCAUCUUGUUCAGUGAAAUAAAAAAUAAUGGGUUUGAUGGGAAUAAUGAUCUUGAAGAGCAUGGGCACAUGAAAAUCAUCCGUGUGGUGGCCCUGGUUGGAUCUUGGACAGGCCUGUCCUUUAGCCUGACCUCCUAUCACAAGGCCCUGAGAGCCAUGCAGCAUUCAGAACUCUAUGAAAAAUAUGUCAGCAAGCAGGACCAAUCCCAAGAUCAUGUACCCAAAAAACAGAGCCUGUUGUCCACUCUGAUGCUGACCCUGGGUUACUUCUCCUGGAGACUGUGUGAGAUUGGGCCCAGGGUGCUGAUUCUAGCCCUGUUUGCCUCCGAGUUUACCUAUUUUGUUCUUGUUGCUGCAGCUAUACAUUGGAUCAUCAUGACGGUAUGGUUGCUCUGUCAGAAAACUAAUUUCUACGGAGAGAAGAAGAGAGAUGAGGUCAUUUUUAACAUUAUACUGGGCUAUGCUAUGAUUUUCUGCUUUCUGAAUGCCAGAGAUGGACACACGAGGUAUAGAGCCAUUCUGUACUACUUUAUUUUCUAUAUUGAAAAUUUUAUCAUGCUGGCAUUAUGGCUGUACAGUGUAGAACAGAAAGAGACCUGGCUUUAUUAUACUGCCAUCGGAGCCGUGGCUGGGGGUUGCCUGCUACACAUAAGUCUACAGCUGAUCUACUACAAGACUUGUCACCCCAAGGCAUCUGAAAUCAAAUUCUUUCUUCACCCCACGGAGCAGUAUAACUGUUACCAGUCUGUCUGUCAUACAGUGGAAGAGGAGGACCAACAAAGUGAUGCUAAUGCCAUUUAAUUCAUUAUUGAUCUGGUAUGAGCCCAGAACCAAGAAAGUCAGUCAGCCAGUCUGUUCUGCAUCUCACAGCAUUAAUACAGGCAAAAUACGCCAAACAGUGAAGUGUCAAAGAGCUCUGUUUCAAACAACACUGAAACGCAGCUAACAUCAAAAGUAAAUGCAGUUUUGUUGUAGUUUUGUAUGUUACAUAGUGAAGUUAUUAAUUAGGUGACUCAACAUUAAUUCAAACAGCACCUAAUUAUAAACAACAUGAGUAAUUAACCAUAUUGUCAAAAGUUUUUUUUAUACAGAAUUGUAGCUAUAUUUUUCUUAUUCUAAGAUGUAUAUUUUUUAGUUUUUUAGUGUAGUACAACUGUACACAGAUGAACAUGGUGCAUGGAGCAUAUUUGAAUAAGACAACUUUGAUUAAUAUAGGAUUUUUUAACAACCACUAACAAACAUAAGAGAUAUAAAUAUAAACAAAAUUGCUUUGAAAACAAGGCAUUUUGUAUAUUAUACAAAACAGUGCCAUCUUUAUUCAUAAAAUUUAUUUUUUCCUUACAAGAAUGAUUAAUUUGAAUUAUAUUGUAGAUUGAUUUUUUUUCGUAUUAUUUGUACAUUUAUAUUGUCUACAUUAGAGUAAUGUCUUUUGUAUGCAAAUGUCAUAACAACCAAAUGCAAAAAAAUAUAAAUCAUUAAAUGUACAUGUGUAAAUGUUACAUACUGUAUACAGGGAAAUUUUGCCCCGUUUUAUUUUUGCCCCUUUCACCCUCUUCAUGUUUGGGCAAAUUCAAAGAACACAGCAUAGGUUCUUUAACAGAAUUAUGACUUGGUGAAUUUAAAAUGGGGCAAAAUGUUCGCAAGUGCAAAAGGGCAAAAAUGACAUGGGGGGGCGAAAAUAACCAUGUAUACAGUAUUGUCUGUUUAAUGUUGUUCUUGUGCAAUGCUUAUUUGGGUCUGUUAUCAGUGUUUAUUCUUGUAUUUUUCCAAGUACCAUGGACCAAUACAUUACUUGAAUUAUUUUCCAUACAACAAUCAAAUCUCCCUUGUGAUGUGAUAUUUGGGAUGUGAUACAUAAUUUUUGUAUGCCUUUACCUCACCGGUAUCCCAUUUAUAUUUCUUACCAAUAUUUUUGCAUGAAAUGUACUGUGUUCACCAUUUGAGAAUAUCUUGGUAAUGUUUAAUAUUGACCAAUAAAGCUGUAAUAUUCCCCCAAUCUGCUAAUUUGAUCAUGUUUAUGCUUAUCAGCUUCUACUUCAUACUUUAACGUUGUUGUGCCUUUAUUUGUCUGUUCUUGUUGCUUGGUUGUGUUGAAUUUUUAAGCACACAUUAUGAAACCAUAAGUUACACAUUUUGAAGGUAUAUAUUGUACUCUUUUAAUCAAUGUAUUUUGUAUGCUGUAUACUGUAAAAUCACAAAUUUUCAUGGGGUCAAAUUUUCUAGGUUUGAGAAAAAAAUAUAUUGGUUUGUGGGGAUUCAAUUUCGUGGUUGGAGAAGUGUUGAGUAGUAAUGCAUAUGAAACUUAAAAUUUUGAGGUGGUUAUGAAUUUAGAGGGUCUCUCCUUUCCUUGAAAACAACGAAAAUUACCCCCCCCUCGAAAAUUUGUGAUUUCACAUUAAAUGAUACUUUGCAAAUGAAUAUAUUCAAUGAUUCUGCCUGUAGUGAAAGUGGUGCUUCUUUGUCACUUUGUAAGUUAUUGUAAAGAAGAGCAUGUGAAUAUUGUUAAAUACAUGUAAAGAUAUGCAUUUUACAUAAUAAAUAUAAACUACAUGUAUCAAAAUAGUCUUUGAUAGGAUAGCUUUAAUUAACAAUACAUUCUGAGAAAAAAUUAGCUAGGAUAGGAGAAAUAUUCACAAAGUACAUACACAUGUAAUUAUAUAUUUGUACAUAUACAUGUAUUUUACAAGGGUUGUGGGUUCUUGUAAAAUAUUUAGACAAAACCAGUCUAGAAAUUAUGAGAAAACAUAAUAAAUUUUGAUUUUAUAAUGAUAAGAGAUAAAAAGAGCAAUGAAAAAAUUUCAAAAUAUUGAUAUUGGGCAUUUACCCAUUUUCUCAUAAACAUAGCUGGUAUGAGAGCAUUUUAGAGAAUACCAUCGCAUGCAUAUCAUCUCAAGUUGUCCUUCUUUUCAUAUAAACAUAAUAUACUAGUAUACAUGUAUAUAUAUUUGUAUUUUAUAGUCCCAUUACAUGUAGUCCAUUUUACUCUUUUUACAAUUAUUAGCUUCCUCCUAGUCAUUACAAUAUUUCCUAAAUAUCUAGUCCUCUUCAGAAUGCAAUGGGUAUACAUAUACAUUUAAAAUAAAUUACCCGGUACAGAAAUCUGGUAAACCCAGAUUCAAUGCUUCUUGUUAGAUUUGGUUCCAAAAGUAUUUUAUCAAUAUGUACUACAUGUUGUAUUUCUUAUUUUUUAAAUGUGAAUGGUUAAAUGGCUUGGGUAUUCAAUACAAGAGUAAGAAUUUUUUAGCUCACCUCAAUUGUGUCGGGGGAGGGAGGGGUGCUUAUGUGAUACCCUUAGUGUCCCAGGUUAACUCUUUUAGUGCAGUUUUCUUAUUAAGUACUUCUAUGCCCUUGGGUUUUACAUUACUAGAUUAUUAUUUUGAAUGUGGGACUUUGCCUUACUUGAAGACAGAUUUUGUUGAGGUGAGCUCUGUAAUUUCUACCAUACAUGUAUAUAUUUCUCAGUUCACAUUUAGUAAAGGAUUAGAAAUAUGCUAAUAAUAAAUAUG